Cryptotermes secundus is the source of this 2668-nucleotide messenger RNA. RefSeq names its product WD repeat and HMG-box DNA-binding protein 1. Gene Ontology annotation, cellular component: nuclear replication fork. The record is from RefSeq and is a predicted model, not a curated record. The transcript is spliced from 12 exons. Gene Ontology annotation, biological process: mitotic cell cycle; DNA repair; DNA-templated DNA replication. Gene Ontology annotation, molecular function: chromatin binding. Bases 87 to 2213 code for a protein of 708 amino acids. NCBI's taxonomy places the organism in Eukaryota, Metazoa, Arthropoda, Insecta, Blattodea, Kalotermitidae.
ACCCUGAUGAUGAUGAUGAUGAUGAUGAUGGUGAAAAUGUAAUUUCCUUGAAUAAAAUCAAAGCUGAACUUUCACAGCCAGCAUUUAUGGAUUACAACGACAAGUUAAGUCAUGCAGAUGCAGAUGAUGAUGUUGAAAGUAAAGUAAGUGCUCUUGCCAGAAUUGCUCCAACAUAUGAUCUUCAGCCCCCUUUCCAGCCUUCAUCAACACCUGCCCACCUACAGCACAGGUUCAUGGUGUGGAAUUCUAUUGGCGUUGUACGUUGUUACAAUACUGAAGAUGAGAACUCCAUUGAUGUGGAAUUCCAUGACACAUCUUUGCAUCAUGCCCUGCAUAUAAAUAACUUUCUGAAACACACUAUGGCAACAUUGACAGAUGAAGUUUUAGUCUUGGCAUGUGAGAUUCAGGAUGAGGCUCCAAGCAGAGUGGUGUGUGUGCUACUGAAUUCAUGGGACGGCAGCAAAGAAUGGAGUGUAGACCUUCCUGAAGGAGAAGAGGCCCUAGCAAUUGCAGCUGGUAAGGGUUGGCUUGCUGUUUCUACCGACACCAGGAACCUGCGGCUGUUCACUGUUGCAGGCACUCAGCGAGAAGUGGUCUCUCUGCCAGGUCCUGUAGUGUGUGUUGCUGGGUCUAGAAAUAGGCUGCUGGCUAUUUUCCACAAUGGCAUGGGUCUUCCAGGUGACCAGAAUCUUGGGUUCAUCAUGUUUUCAGUGGGUCCAGGUCAGCUUCAGGCUGUUACAACUGUUCAGCCCCUUUCCUUGACUCCGAAAUCAACUCUGAAAUGGGCAGGCUUUUCUGAUGAGGGAACACCAUUUACAUCAGACUCAGCUGGAAUGAUUCGUAUGUUUUCAAAGAAAGGUUAUUGGCUGCCUGUUUGCGAUACUCAGACUAAUUGUAAAGGAAAAUCAGAUCAUUAUUUUGUGCUUGGAAUAAAUGAGAACUUCCAGAAUGUUCGCUGUGUUCUUUGCAAGGGCUCAUAUUAUCCUCCCACAAUUCCUCGUCCUGCAGUUGCAGAGAUUCCAUUGCAGUUGCCAAUAUGUGAGACAGCUACAGAGAAAGGCCUUUUGGAAGAGAAGUUCUGGCGAUCACAGCUUUUAUGUUCAACAGUUGAUAACAUGUGCGAGAUUGGACUUGGGUCAUAUAUGGAUAAGGAUGCCCUUGACAGAAAUAUAAAGGAGACAAUUAUAAAGUUGUUUGCUCUGGCAUGCAGAAGUGGGCUUGAAUACAGAGCUGUUGAAUUGUGUGACUUGAUGCCAUCACACCAUGUUGUCCAACUUGCAGUGAAAUAUGCAUCCAAACUUGGGAAAAUGAACCUUGCAGAUAAAGUUUCAGAGGUGGUAGCUCACAAGCUAGAAGAGCGUGAACAGCGCCUGCAGUGCUCUCAUGUUGAUGUUUAUACUUCAGGGUACAUGUCAGAUGGAAUGGAGUCAACUUUACUGUCUUCUAAAGGUAUAUCUCAUGAGCAAAGCUGGAAUCAAGAUAGUACUGAAGUAAAUGGCCAUGCAGAAGAUCCUACCAAAACAUCUACAGAGUCAGAGAACGUGUUUCUAGCUGCUGCAAAACAAAAGAGAAAUGCGACUUGGACAGAGAUAAAACCCAUUAUGCCACUGAGCCAGAAGAGACUUAAUCCAUUUAAAAAGUCAGUUACCAAAGCAGAAAGUGGCAGAGGUCUGGAAAAUCUUGGUGCUUCAUUUGCACAACAUUUGUCCAACAAAAGCAAGCACACUUCUACUCCAGAGCAGUCAUCACCUCAACAGAUAAAGCAGGUUAAACAGACAACACUGUCAGCACUGAAAUCAGCAGAUGUACCUGCAGCACAAACUCUCACCAAGAAACUACCCACAUUCUUUGAAUGGUAUGAAAAAGAAAAAGAAACUCUUGCAGAAGAAUUCCCUGAUCUGAGUGCUGCAGAGUUAUCGCGUCUUGGCAUGAAGCGGUUCAAGGAGUUCAUACAAAAAGAUAAACAGAUCCCAGUAACAGGUGAUUCUCAUACAGAAAGUCAGACUGUAAUACCAGAGGCAAAAGAAAGAAAACUAGGAGAAGAAUCUGAAUCACAGGGAGGAAAACUGCCAAAGAAGAGUCAGACUAUAAUAUCAGAGGCUAAAAAGAGAAAAUCAGAAGAAGAAUCUGAUUCACAGGAAGGAAAACCAUCAAAGAAGAUAGUAACAUCUUCCUCCUCUAAGCUGAUGGCUUUUGCAUUUAAAAAGUCUUGAAACCCUGAGACUGGUUUCUGUGGAGUGUAUUUUAUGAAUAUGCAGAGUGGAAAGAUUUUUUUAAUUCAGUUUGUGUGAAUUUUUCAUUUUAUAUUUUAUUCAUAAUAUUAAGUAUUUAUAGUGUAAUUACUUUAAACAAAGGUACAGUUUGUCAUGUUCUAAAAGCAGCCCAGCCUUUCACCAGUACUUAUGAUGCUCCUUAUGACUUUGUAUUGAGUCACCUAAUAAAUCACAUAUCUGGCAGGCAAGGGCCAAUGUGUUAAAUGUCUGCGAAGCAACCACUAGGCAAUGAAGUGUCGUGUGUUUCAACCCAUUUCAUUUGCAGUGUCUUUACAUAACAGUCCUAAUAUUUCCUUUGAAAUACAACAUUAUUCUGGCUGGCUACCUGUCUCUGUCUUUGUAAACCUAUGGAUUAACUUUUAAUCUGUAAUAUAAUUAAAAAAUCAUUUUAUAUA